GCGCGAGCUGGGGGAGAAUGGCGGCGGGGGCGGCGGCGGCGGCGGGGGCGGCUGCCGGGGGAGGCCGGUGCCCCGAGGUACCGUCCGCCUCCUUCCUCACGGCGCUACUGUCCCUGCUCGUGUCCGCGCCCCGACUCCUGCUGCCGCCCCCGCCGCCGCCGCCCGGGGAACCGGAGGUGCCGCUGCCCCCCUCGGGCUUAGCCCUGCGGCCUGCGGCCUUGCGGCGAGACUGGGAAGGAAGCCCCUCUCCUUCCUGCCUCCCGGGAGAGCAUCACUGCCCCCCCCCCAUUCUCUUGCCCAUCCUCAGCUCUGAAAGGACCUUCAUCCUCCCUUCCUGCCCAGUUUACAGGCUGAUAACCUACAUUCUGGUCUAUGAGCAUCCCCUCUCCUUGCUCUCUGGUCUCGUCAUCAUCUGGCGCUUUGCUGGCAGCUUUGAGAAGAGUGUGGGCACUGUGCGCCACAGUUUCUUCACCUUGGUCUUCGCUUUCUUUUCUGCCCUUCUCUUCGUCCUGCUGGAAACCCUCUGGGCUCUGGCUGGCUUUGGAGGAGUAGAAGACCCCAGGGGAUUUACUCCCGUGGCUUUUGCCAUGUUGGGUGUCAGCUCCAUCCGAACUAGAAUGAGAAGAACUUUAUUCUUUGGGGUCCCCGUUUCGGCCUCAGUGAUACCCUGGCUCCUGUUAUUUGCCUCCUGGUUUAUUCCCCAAACCUCUUUCCUCAGCAACAUCUGUGGACUCUUCAUUGGCUUUAUUUAUGGUCUUGGUUACUGCUCAUGCCUUGAUCUCUCCGAAUCGGUUGCCCUGAAACUAGAUCACAAGUUCCCCUUCAGUCUGUUGAGGCGGGCCACGGUGCUCAACUAUGUUUCAGGAUCUUCACUUGAAAGAAGAGCUAUCCAGACCAGGAAGAUUAAUCCAGUCCCAGGAUCCUACCCUACACAGAAUUAUCACUCUUACCCCAUGCCGACCCUCCAGGUCAUUCAGAUGCAGCAACAUGACAACAGCCAGAGAUUGGCAUCCUGGCCAAACAAUGAACCUAGGAGCCCACCUGCCCCACCUCCCUACCACCCAGCUUCUGGCCAGUUUUAUGUGCAGAACCCCUUCGGCUUUGCUCCUGCCUCCUCUAACUUCUACCCCGCUGUCUCCUGCCCUUCCCAGGGGAGCUGCCCGCCACAGCCUCCAGUCUGCCAAGGGCCAGGGCAGCCGACCCUGGGCGACAGCGCAAUCUCAGCGCCCACGGAGGGGUCAAGGGUCCAGAGGCAAUGACGGACUCUCGAGGAGAGCAGCCUCGACUCACCACGUCUGAGUCCUUGCCCUUUCCACAAGGAGACUUCGUGGGUCAAGCCACCACAGCAACCUGUCCCUUCUGGGCUGAAACUCCUGUGUGGCCACUGGCUGCUUCUCGUUAGCUUUCCUCUUUGAUGUUUUGUGUAAUAGCCCGUGUGUGUGUGUGUGUGUGUAUGUGUGUACUUUGCCCUUCAUUCCCCAGAUCACCACACCAUGUUCUCCCAACCUCUUCUGGCCUAGAGCUAAUGAACUAGGUCAACAUAAAUUUUAUAGUAAAGCAUGAUCCCUGGGAGUUUGGACCAAUGUACUGUGUUAAUUAUUUUUUAUUAAAAAUGUAAAGCUCCAACACACAA
This is a messenger RNA of Sarcophilus harrisii (Tasmanian devil), 1633 nucleotides long. It is a transcript of the gene RHBDD2, whose product is annotated as rhomboid domain containing 2. Gene Ontology annotation, molecular function: serine-type endopeptidase activity. Gene Ontology annotation, cellular component: membrane. The coding region runs from base 18 to 1259 and encodes 413 amino acids. The record is from RefSeq and is a predicted model, not a curated record. The transcript has 5 exons. NCBI's taxonomy places the organism in Eukaryota, Metazoa, Chordata, Mammalia, Dasyuromorphia, Dasyuridae.